CAGCAGUAGCCUUACCUGACUUACUUGUCUGGAGGACCUAGAGGGAACAAGAUGUUCUCCUGUUUCCAGGGUUCAAGAGACUUGGGCCACAAGAAAUCCAAGAGCGGUUUCCUUGUUCGCUUUUGGAGACAUUUGAUUCACCCUCUGACACACUUCAGACAUGCUUCCCACAGUGAGCCCAAGGUCUGUUCUCAAAAUGAACAGGAGCCAGAUUCUCUGCCCAAGCGCCCCCAGUUCAACUAUGACAGCCAAGAAUACAUUCACCAAAUGACCCACUACAUUCUAGCUGCUAUUCAGAAGCGUGACCACAUCCAUAUCGCCAUUUUUCUCGGUGUCUACCGAACGUACGCUAGCACUUGGGAGGUGCUGGACCUGCUGAUGAGAAUGUAUGCAUCCUUCCAGCCUGACUGUAUAAAGGACCAGCAAACUAGGAG
Molecule: messenger RNA, 434 nt
Organism: Mus caroli (Ryukyu mouse)
Lineage: Eukaryota; Metazoa; Chordata; Mammalia; Rodentia; Muridae
Source: RefSeq, a predicted model, not a curated record